AUGGAGCAAUAUGCAGCCAAGUUUGCUGAGUUGUCAAGAUAUGCACCACACAUCAUCAAUACGGAGGCGCGAAAGGCAAAUAAAUUUGAGAGAGGCCUCAAGCCCGAUAUAAGGGGAAGGGUGAUAUCGACAAACCUCAAGACCUUCUCCCCUUUGGUAGACUUGCCUAUGAAGAUUGAGAGGGAUUGUGAAGAGUCUCGGGUCGGAGGAAACUGGAAGAUGGGACCAGCCCAGUUUGGGAACCUUGGGAGAAAGACUCGACCACCUCCAAGGAGAAGUUUCAGGGGAAGAGAUAACCAAAGGACCAAGAAGAUUCAAAAGACCUCUCCGGGCGACAUAAGGGAGAACCAACGCCCAACGUACCCAUACUGUGGAAAUGACAAUCAUUCCACGGCUGAGUGCCGAAGAAGAGCAGGAGCAUGUUUCAGAUGUGGCAAGCCUGGCCACCUGAUCAAAGACUGUCUGGUGAAGGGACCAGAAAACCAACCAAAGACUCAAGGUCGAGUAUUUGCUCUCACCGAACAAGAGGCCAAGGUGUAUGCCUCUGUAAUCCGAGGUACGCUCUUUGUUUGUGGCAUGGAAACUAAAAUUUUGAUUGACCCUAGAUCUUCGCACUCCUUUGUUGCACUUGACUUUGCAUUCGACAUGAAUGCUAGACCUUCACUUCUUGGCUAG
Amborella trichopoda is the source of this 675-nucleotide messenger RNA. RefSeq lists its product as uncharacterized. NCBI's taxonomy places the organism in Eukaryota, Viridiplantae, Streptophyta, Magnoliopsida, Amborellales, Amborellaceae. The record is from RefSeq and is a predicted model, not a curated record. Gene Ontology annotation, molecular function: zinc ion binding; nucleic acid binding.